AUGGAUCGUCUCAUUUUUGGGCAUUCUUUUGCCGAGGUCGUGGCCUUGAUCCUUCUCCCUGGGAUCGCGUUCUAUUUUCUCAAUAAGAAGAAAUCUAGCGUGCGUGGAGAUGCGGAAGAUUUUAAUACUGACACAUCUGCUUCGUCGACUACCCCGAUGGGAACUAAUUCCGGUGGAUCUAGUUCAACUCCGACAGAAACUGAUGAUGGUGCAUCUAGUUCGUUGACCCCAUCGUCUGGAGACUCCUACGAGGUGUUCUUGAGCUUUAGCGGUCGAGAUACUCGAUAUGGCUUCACCGAUCACCUAUAUCAUGGGCUUGUCGAUGCUAGGAUCCAUACUUUCAGAGACAAUGAGGAGCUCCGCCGAGGCAAGAAGAUCGGCGAUGAUCUUUUUACGGCCAUCAAGAACAGUAAGAUCCUGAUCCCUAUUCUCUCCAUGAAUUAUGGUACGAGCAGUUGGUGCUUGAAUGAAUUAGUUCAAAUAAUGGAGUGCAAGAAAAAUAACGAGGAGACUAUAGUGUUGCCUAUAUUCUACAAAGUGGAACCAUCUGACGUGGGACAUCUACUUGGGAGUUUUGGAGAUGAAUUUCGUAAGCGUGAGAAGCGUUUGUGUAAAAGGAAGGGAUUCGACUCAACGAUAUUGACGAAAUGGAAGGAAGCACUCGAAGAAGUCAGCUCCUUGAAAGGACACAACGCCGCGGGGUAA
Messenger RNA from Rhodamnia argentea, 705 nucleotides. Its product is annotated as disease resistance protein L6-like. The coding region runs from base 1 to 705 and encodes 234 amino acids. The transcript has a single exon. NCBI's taxonomy places the organism in Eukaryota, Viridiplantae, Streptophyta, Magnoliopsida, Myrtales, Myrtaceae. The record is from RefSeq and is a predicted model, not a curated record. Gene Ontology annotation, biological process: signal transduction.